GGGUGAUGAUGAUGAUGAUGAUGAUGAUGACAAGGAGGAGGGGAGAGAUGGGACACGGCUGAUGCUGAUGCGAGAGCUCGUACGUGACUGUGGUCGACAUUGGCAAACGAUACAACUUCCCCUUUCCAUCUUUUUAAAUACUUGAAGUCGACAAGACUGUUUCUGCUCGACUGGUCCUUUUUUUUUUUUUUUUUUUUUUUUUUUUGGUAGGUGCGGAAUGAUCGCCGCGGCGUUCUGCUGGCCUUCUGGAGGGGCGGACACAGGUGGAUUGUGGCUUGCCGCAAAACGACAGCUGUAGCCUCGAUAUCCCCUUGGACGUGCGAAGAAGCGAGGACCUCCGUGGCUACACCCCCGAAUCCACGGACAUCCACGCCGACGUUUUGGUCCUAUGCGCCGGCACUUAGACGGGCGGACGGACGGCCUUGUUGGUGUUAGCGAGCUAAUAAGCUAAUUUGGCUAGCUAAGCUAGACGUUUCGCCUAUGGACAGGGGAGCGGUGCGAUGCUGGAAGGAGGAGUUUUAAAUUCUUGUUGCGGGAAUACUUUCCUUUAAACGCCAAAUAGAGAGCAUUAUUACAAUUUUAGAUCAAUCUUUUUUUCCUUUUUUUUUCUGUUCGAACGGUUUUUUGUUAUUAUUAGCGUGCCAGGCACCCACGACGAAUAGUCCUAAGUAAGCUAAUGUUUACACUUCUAUCUUUAUUUAAUGAAGUGGUUUAUUUCGCCGUCUUUCUGACUAAAUGUUAAAGUAUGUUUGUGCUGAAUGACCCAAGAGUGGACUUGCCCUGCUUCAAGUGCGCCAACUAUUUAAAUAUAGCUUAGAAGUAUAUCAAUUGAUUCGCUAACAUGGUUACUAGAGGCGGUUGCCAAGCAAUUAGCUUAAAAAAUGCUUUACAGUGCGUGAAAAGUGAAUUAUAUUUAUAUAGCACUUUUCUCUAGUGACUCAAAGCGUUUUUACAUAGUGAAACCCAAUAUCUAAGUUACAUUUAAACCAGUGUGAGGUGGGUAAAGUGUCUUGCCCGAGGACACAACGGCAUUGAUUGAUUGAUUGAAACUUUACUUUUACAUAUUCUGUACAAUUGACCACUAAAUGGUAACACCCGAAUAAGUUUUUCAACUUGUUUAAGUCGGGGUUCAUGUUAAUCAAUUCAUGGUAUUCAUGGGCAGUGACUAGGAUGGCGGAAGCAGGGAUCAAACCUGGAACCCUCAAGUUGCUCUACCACCCGAGCUAUACCGCCCCACAGUAAAGUCUUAUUUUCCCUUCCUUUUUGAGCUGUAAAUAUACACAAAUGCUAUUUGAAAUAUGGCAUUUUGGUUGCCGGACUGGAUUUUGACGAGCACAGUGAGAUAGGGUAGCCAAACGUAAAUGGAACCUACAGUGCUGUCAAGCCCUUUGGGGCACGCACAUCAAGCGUUCCCUCUUGGAUUCCUCGCCCUGAAUUCAGACAAUGGAGCUGUCCUUUGUCCAAACAACACCGGUCAGACAGGUUUGCAUUUUGGAGACCAGAACCUGACCUCCCAACAAGGCAACACGGAAAAGGCCUACCAGCAAGACACGCCGGUAGAGUUGGAUCAACUCUUAUACAUUUCUGAUUAUCCCUGUGGAGAUUUGUUUUUCGACGGCCGCCUUUCUCCUGAGUCACAAGUUCCUCUGCACAGAGGGGAGACGGAAAGAAACAAGGAACCAGAUGAAGCCAGUGACUUCAUGCUCUCGUGGCUUUUUUCUCCCAACUUCACUGAUGGGAAAAAGUUUGCAUUCGAGGAGGCCUCUUUUGGAGGCAGCGACGCCCUCAGGGGACAGACCGAGCUAAUCAUCAACAGUAGUGCGACCGUGUGUCCGCAGUCUAAAUGGAAUUCAGACACAAACCCAGGAGAGUCGCUUCUGUCCGUAGAUCAGGUUUGCGCCACCUCAAUGUCUUCAUGUGCGUCACAUGAUGUCACUGAAGCGCCGUCACUGGAGGAGCACAGGGAGACUUUGUCACCUGAAACUGCAGACGAAGGUUUAUUCCCAGAUCAAGUGACGUCUCUGCCAGUAAAGUGUAGCUCAAUGCUGCCAGAGCAACCUGACAGCAGCACACACCUGGCGUUCUUUCAGGGAUCUGGGCUUUUGAUGGAUUUAGAGGAUCCAGAUCCUGACAGUGGACUCACCCAUCAACCUGCUGGUCCUGUACAGUGGGAUCUGUCAGAAGAGUCCCAUGUGGAACAUGCUGGACUAUUCAGGACUAUAGAGCAACAAGGAGAGGGUGACUCAUCCUCUGUGAUUUUGUCACCUGGGGAUGCCUUCGUCCACGGCGACAUCCGCUACGAGAGCUUCUCUGCGGAGAGUACGCCAAAGGAUUUGAUGGGUAACAAAUGGAAAACUGAAGCAAAUGAGACAACAGCGUUGGAUUUGUGCUUAACCCCCGAUGAGGGACUUUGGAACUUGAAGCCGAAAGAGGGAGUACACAAUGACACCGCUCCUGAGGCGCUCAUGGAGUUGGAAACUUCUACUGCGGAGACUGCAUGGACUAGUGAGCCAAGUGUGGACACUGUUUCCCUCUCUAAGAUGGUGGAAGAUGACUCACUGCCAAUGGUUUCAGCUGUGAACACAAGAGAGGAAGAAGCCUCGCCGCUGAAAACUGUAUUUGACGCGUUAGACCAGGAUGGAGAUGGCUUUGUUCGCAUUGAGGAGUUUAUGGAGUUUGCUGCUGCGUAUGGGGCCGAUCAGGUAAAAGAUCUGACCAGGUUUCUUGAUCCCAGCGGCCUGGGAGUAAUCAGUUAUGAAGACUUCCACAGAGGAAUUUCAGCAAUCAGCAAUGGAGGCCCGGAGCCGCAGCUGUACAGUGCAAACUACAGUCCAGGAGACGGAGCUGUGGGCUGUCCAGAAGAAUAUGACGAGCAAAAUGAGGUGACCGACAGUGCGUACCUGGGUUCAGAGAGCACCUACAGUGAAUGUGAGACCUUCACUGAUGAGGACACCGGCGCCCUUGUGCCCCCCGAGAUGCACGAGGAUGUGGACACGGACAGCGGUAUCGAGGCGGCUCUUCACGACCCCGAAGACGCCAUGAACAGGUUCUCCCUAAACUCGGAACUGCACAACGACUCCCUGGUGACGGUCAUCGGUGGCGAGGAGGAGCACUUUGAAGAUUUCGGGGAGAGCAAUACCUCAGAACUAUUGCUGGAAAACAACCAGGAUGGCGUGGCCGACUCCCCUCUCGCACAGACGCCACAGCAGCUCAAUGUCUCCUCUCUGCUCUCUCCCAGCGCACCCGCUCCUCUCCCUGACUGCUUUCAGAGCUUCCUCAGGGAGGAGGCGCUGGACUUUUUCUGUAGCCAAUGUCACAAACAAAUAAGUCGCCUUGAGGACCUCUCCACGCGCCUCAAUUACCUAGAGAUGACUAGUGCUGGCAAGAGGCUGUCCAGCAAGAAGGUGGCAAGGCAUCUUCUGCAGAACAGUUCAAUAACACUGGACACCGUGAGCGACUUGACCCGCGACAUUCUGGAGCUGGCCGACAAUGAUAUCACAGAUAAGAUGCUGCUGCUCGAGCGUCGCGUGGCUGAGCUGGAGAAGGAGUCUGAAGCUUCGGGGGAGCAGCACACUCGCCUGCGGCAGGAGAAUCUUCAGCUGGUACACCGCGCUAACGCCUUGGAGGAGCAGCUGAAGGAGCAGGAGCUUCUCGCGGACGAGCAGCUGCAUUACGAGACGCGGCGUCACAAGGAGGCUCUGAGCAAAAUGGAGAGGGAGAGAGGAAUGGAGGUGGAGAACUUGCAAGCCAGAACGCAGCAACUAGAUGAAGAGAAUAGUGAGCUGAGGUCCUGUGUUCCUUGUCUACGAGCCAACAUUGAGAGAUUAGAAGAGGAGAAACAGAGACUUGAAGACGAGACGGAUGUGAUGACCACCAGGUGGAAGGACGAGAUGGAGUCCCGCCAGAAGAUGGCUGACAAGCUGAGCUAUGAACGCCAUCAGAACCAGAAAGAGAAGGAGAGCACGCAGGAGCUGAUUGAGGAUCUGCGCAAACAGCUUGAGCACUUGCAGUUAUACAAGCUGGAGGCGGAAGCAAAAAGAGGCCGCACACCCGGCGCGGGAUUGCAGGAGUACCAGACGCGCACCCGUGAAGCAGAACUGGAACAAGAGAUCAAACGACUCAAACAGGACAACCGCAGCCUAAAGGAGCAGAAUGACGAGCUGAACGGCCAGAUCAUCAACCUGAGCAUCCAGGGAGCAAAGAGCCUCAUGUCGGCCUCAUUUUCAGACUCUUUGGCAGCUGAGAUUAACUCUGUGUCACGCUCUGAGUUGAUGGAGACUAUUCACAAACAGGAAGAGAUCAACUACAGGCUCCAGGACUACAUUGACAAAGUAAUCGUGGCCAUCAUGGAGUCCAACCCUUCCAUUCUCGAAGUCAAAUAGGCACCGCCGUGACGUCAUCAACAACACCAACGCCCCCUAAAAGAAUACAAUUUGUUUUAGUGCGCUUCAGGUUCUGGUGACUUCCAUGUUAUUGGCCAGAGGAACCCAAGCCUGCACAGCUGGAUGAAUGUGUGAAAGUUAAUCACCCCCUCCCCCGUCCACUUAAAGCGAAGGAUUAGGCAGUUCUAUACCUCGAAGGCCUUAAAAUGGGUGGUGAUCACAUGUAUCCUGCAUACUUGCAACGUGUCAGGCUGAAUGGUGUUGAAGAAGCCGUAUGAAGCACUGCUCAGUUUGUCUGGGGACAUUUUUGAAGAGGAAAAAUGCCCUUAGGGUUCUUUUUGUGUGAUGUGACUUUUUUUUUAAUUUUUUUUUUUACAGUUCCUAUCCUAAAUUGCAUCAUCUCAUGACUAUUAUUUUACAAUGACACAGAGUCCUGGAGUCCUCACUCCAGUGUUCUCUUGCUGAGUGAAAGAAUAAUGCGUGUGUGUAUUUGCUGCACAGGUGAAACUGUCAAGACUGAAAAUAUGUUAUGUGAAGAAUCUUAUAGUUGCACUAUUUUGUUUUUUAUUUGUUAAAGGGAUCAAAUUGUGAUAUAAGUUGUGGGAUUUCACGCCCGCUCAGGUGACAACCAACCUAUGAGGCAAUCAUGUACGUAGAAGGACAACUUUUGCACGUCCCGGGACAGCCUUGCGUUAAUCGACUUGGACGGCCCUUUAUUCCUUCAACCGCCAUCUGCUUUUUUCCCCCACACGUGUUGCACAACACUACACCGAUGCUGCACCCGGGAGGACAAACGGACAAAGGACCUCAAAGAAUGGACACUUGACGGCUUCGCUUUCUGCACAAAACUUUCACCUGCCACUCCAUGAAAUAUGGCCUUGGAUGUAAAUGACUUGUAAAGUUUUUUCUACACUCAUUCUAGAUUCUAGGUAUUUUUGUAGUCUUGAGGGGAACAACGACAAAACAUUUUCUCACCUUGACGUGAGGGAAAGAACAAGGCUGCCUACAGUAUAUUGCUCUCUAGCAUGUAGCGUGUACAGCACCGUUGUUUUCGAUUAUUCACAGGUAUUUAUUCAACGCGGUCAACGUUUUCUUUGUUUCAAAGCGAUUAUUUAAUUCACGGAUGUGCAUAUCAUCUCAAAGGCGCAAUAGCUUUGGUCUGUAUACCGCUGUCACCACUCAAGGGUCUUAUUAUAGAAGCUUCUAGAGUCGUCUUCCCGUUUGGAGUCAGGUACUGCAUGGAAACACUGAUUUUCAUUGUACAGUUCAGUCUACUGAGUGAUGAUAUUCUCUAAUUUCCUUGCUUUUACUGCCCCACUUAAUUGUUCCUCAUUCAAGCUGUCCGCAAUUCACGAGCGACGCUUAAGAGCGCUAAUAGGGUAGACGGUCAAGCGGUAGAAAAUGGAUGGAUGGAUGGUCUGAAUGACUACACUCCUUUUAAGCAGAGCAGAUUGCACUUUAACAGAUUCCUUUCAAAUCCUGGUUUCAAAAUGACCAAAGAUGUGAUAAUUUAUCCCAAUCAUUCAUCACGCUCACUUUUUCUUCAGAUGAAGUUAAAAUAGUCUAAAACACUGCCUGUGCUCCAAACACACUUGAUAAUAAUGGGGGGAGAAAAGCACUGACCACAUCAGUCACCUUUUUGUUGAAGUAAUCAAUAAUGAAAUUGUAUAUAGGAAUCCUAUUUUUUCCCCUGACAUAUCACUUCCAAUGUCCAAAGAAAAAGCGCAGGACUUGCCAUUCGUUGUGCGACAUGGGAAGAUGAAAUAUUAUAGAAAGAUGAAAUACUCAUAUUUUUAAAUAUAAUGUAUAAAUUAUAUAACCCUGUUGGUUAAAGCUGUAUAUUAUUUGUGGGAAUACCCCCCUAUAGAUCCAGUUGUUAUCAGGAGGUGGGGGAAUCUAAUUACAGUCAUUGUAAAAAGAGAAAUUAUAAAAGUAAGCAGUGAGUGUACGAGUAGGAAAAUAAAAGGAUUAAAAUAACUUGUGUGCG
Molecule: messenger RNA, 6369 nt
Organism: Entelurus aequoreus (snake pipefish)
Lineage: Eukaryota; Metazoa; Chordata; Actinopteri; Syngnathiformes; Syngnathidae
Gene: rab11fip3
Product: RAB11 family interacting protein 3 (class II)
Exons: 14
Coding region: 1362-4382 (1006 amino acids)
Biological process (GO): endocytic recycling; regulation of cytokinesis
Cellular component (GO): endocytic vesicle; cleavage furrow; midbody
Molecular function (GO): calcium ion binding
Source: RefSeq, a predicted model, not a curated record